AUGCAAGAUCUAAACCAGGAACGUGUCGCCAAGCCAUGGACUGAGCGCAAGAGCCUUACCCAAAAGCGCUAUCGGCGAAAGGGAACAAUGAUAGACAUGCUAGAAGACUAUCACCGUGCGUGUCGAGCAGACGUUCAUCUGGUAAUUCAAGAAGGCGGCAAGACUUAUAUCGCGCAGUUUAUAAAUGGAAACCUCGUCGAAAGCCCCUUCCUAGACGUUGAGCUGAAGAAAUGCUAUCCGCCUCCUGUAUGGAUAACGUCUGAGAACUACAAACCACGACGGAGAAGGCCUAGGCAGAAGAGGCAGCCGGGAAAGCAAGCAGACAACAAGGGGAGUAUCGGGUAG
Arthroderma uncinatum is the source of this 345-nucleotide messenger RNA. RefSeq lists its product as uncharacterized. Bases 1 to 345 code for a protein of 114 amino acids. The record is from RefSeq and is a predicted model, not a curated record. The transcript has 2 exons. NCBI's taxonomy places the organism in Eukaryota, Fungi, Ascomycota, Eurotiomycetes, Onygenales, Arthrodermataceae.